CUCGUGUGACCAGUCUCCCUGCCAAAGCUCUGUAGUCGCGUUGUCCCGCACAAUACGAGCAAACGGUUGUCGUUUUCAGCACGGGACAGAUCCUACACCCUCUUACUGCAAUAUGGCGACAGAGUUCCAUAACCUUCAGGAGCUGAGGCACAGUGCAUCGCUGGUAACAAAGGUGUUUAUACAGAGAGACUACAGCGAAGGAACCGUUUGCCGCUUCCAGACCAAGUUCCCCUCAGAGCUUGACAACAGGAUUGAGCGAACCUUGCUUGAGGAGACAGUGAAGACCCUGAACUCUUACUAUGUGGAGGCCGAAAAAAUUGGAGGUCAGUCGUACCUGGAAGGAUGUCUGGCUUGUGCAACAGCUUACAUCAUCUUCCUCUGCAUGGAGACACGCUAUGAGAAGGUGUUGAGGAAGAUAUCAGGCUACAUCCAGGAGCAGAAUGAGAAGAUCUAUGCUCCUAGAGGUCUGCUGCUCACAGACCCCAUAGAGAGAGGAAUGAGGGUUCUAGAGAUCAGUGUCUUUGAAGACCGGGGCUCGGGCAGCUCCAGUCCCAGCAGCAGCAUGUCAUCAGCAGGCAGCAGCGCCCGGUGACUGGAGGGGCAGCGCCAGGCGUACGGGUACCACCACAGGGGCAGCGGGACGCUUACCAACAUCCGCAUGCUGAAACAUGAGAGCACCAGGUUCUAAGACAAGCAGAGAGAAAAAGACAAGGAGGUGAUCCACAGCAUUCACACUCUCCCUGCAGGGGCCUACGAUGUACCACCUCGAGAACAGGGGCUGGCUUACACAAACACACUGGAUAUGCAACAGAACCAACACAAGUGCAGCAGAACCCACACAUAGGUGGUAGAAACAUGUACAAGCCAACACCCAGAGUGUCUGUGAGGGAAUAGCCUUCACUCUCCAACAGCUAUCCGAACCAAAAUAAUCAUGAUUUCUUUUGUUCCAGUUUUUCCGUUCACCGUUUCUUUCAUUCCAUCACGUCUGUUUCCAUGAGUCACACCAUCUCUGUGGUAUAGCUGAUUCAGCAGGCUUACCCUUGAUUAGACUGGACGUCAAUGCUUGAUUGUUUUCUGGGGGGUCACUGUCACUGUGUCUGUCUGCUGACACAUUUGUAGUGUAGUCUUAGGUCUGUACAGCAGCUCUGAAAUCUGGAUGGAGGAAAACUACCAGCCUCCUGGGAGACCCAGUGUUCUCCAGUCUCCCUGAAUGAUUGCAUUCAUGUCGGGUGGUUGGGGUCAAGCCACUUUGAAUGCUGGCAAAUUGGGCCUGCUGUGGGACCGCUCGGUUCUAUGCUCUGUUCACAUGCAUUUGGCUUCAAUAUCAAACAGCUAACAGAGAGCACCUUGGAUUAUUUAUCCUCCUCAUUCACAACAGUGGAUACUCGUGAUCCACAUCACAGCUGUAGGUCACACUCCUACACACAUGUACACACUCUCUCCUACACGUAUGCACACGCUUACAAAUGCACACAACGUGCUCAAGUCCAAGUACUCAUACACACACAUAUAAGCGAGGGGACAUGCACACACAUAUACACACCUGUGGCUAGUUGUCAUGCAUUUCUACACACACACACACACACACACACACACAGACAGACACAUGCACACACAGAUUCUGGCAGAUGUGGAGUCAACCUAGCCAGACAAUAUUCUCUGUGGUCCCAGCUCAUUGGGAAUGCAAGCAAACCCAGGCCCUGUAAGACCUCACUAGUCUUCCUGGUAGUGUGUACAUGUAUCCUGUGUGUUGUAGGUGUAUGCGUGUCUGUGAGUCCCAGCCUUACCUAGUGUGAGAUGAAAGCUUGCUGAUCAUUGAGGAGACGUCAAAGAGCAAGGAUCAGUGCGAUAAAUGACAAUGCGACACACUCUGAUACAUUUAGUUCUGAGGAAAUGUGACACAGUGUAGGCUGUUAUCUCUACAGCUCUAUGGGUGUUAAUGACAGAUGGAUGUUUGCAUGUUAGCUCAUGUAUAGAUCUGUGUAGGAGAAUUAGCCCACACAGUUUGCAUUUGAUACCUGAACCUUUAUUAGUCUGUCUAUAUGGGUCUCAUGUAGAUGCAUUUAAUUAAUUAUGCAGAAUCGAAACAGCAAUCAUACACACACCAACAUUAAGAAAAUAAUUAAUUUCAGAUUGUAAAUUUGUCUGUCAUCAAAGUCUUUAAAUUCAUUCUUGUCAUCUGUCAUUUUAUACCUCUGUAUUAUCAGAGAGACAGGGAUCAAUUUGUAUGUAAUUUGUAAAUGAAACACAGUUGUAGCUCCCUCUAGGGUCAGAUUGUGGAACUUCAGAACCUCUUAUAGAAAAAUCACCCAAAGUUGGUAUUGUUCAAACCAUUUCUAGCUCCUUAAUGAAACCUAAUAUUCAUCUAACACUUCUACUGCACUGCUCUGCAGGUAGAAGUGUUUGUACAGUAUCUUCAGUACACACAAGAUGCUGAAACCUGAGGAGCAGAAAUUCUGUCUGUCUUAGUGGGAAAUAGUGCAUCUUGUCUGACUGAUGUAUAUGUGUGCGUGGAGGCUGAUGAGACAAAAGAUUAUCAUUAUGUAGGAAAAAUGCUGAUGCGAGUAGACAGCACACCCACACAGUGUCUAACAAAAGACAAGACUUCCUCAAAAAAACUAAACCAUGUUUCAGUGUGUGCAUAUUUUAUUUCUGUUUCCACAGUUUCUGUUUUCUUCCUUCUUUCCUUCUUUCAGUUUUGUUUUCUUUAAAUUUACUUCAUAUCAUGCAUCUUAAUUAACUCUGGGAGUGUAACCCUUUGCCUCUUCUUUAGCCACAUAGUUAACUAUGAGCAAAACCCUCGGCAGAGCCCCUGCUUUCCACCCAGCCCUACUUAUACAAAAGCAGUGGCAAGUUGAAAUUAAACUAUUCAUUGGAAAGUCACUGAAGAACUGAACAUGUUUUGCUUCAGUCCAGUGUGAUAGUUUAGUUUCAUCCCAACAUUUUACUACUUGGUCGAGGGAGAUGAACCUAUGCCAGACAUUUUACCACAGCAGUUGAGUUCAGUUGUGCUUGUGUUCAGCCUCCUGUGCUUUUCGAUGCCUUCAUGUUUCAUCCCAGUGGAAUGGAUACCCAACCUGGGGCUGAUGGACUGACCAAUUUAAAAAUGACUCAACACUGCCAAUAAGCGAAUAAAGGAGCUCAUUGGACAAUGUACAAAGAAAAAAAACAAUGAGUGUAUAUGCACUGUACAGGGGAAGAGCUACACUGUACAUGCUUGUCAAUAAUUAUCCACACUGGCUUUGUGAAGUGUUAAGAAGUGGAUGGAAAUGCCAUAUUGCUAUUUAAUUCCAAAAACAUCACUGUUGCCCAGUAUUAGUCCCUAAAAUAUUUUUUAUGUUUUGAUAUUCUCUUGAAUUUGGGCAUCAAAUCACAGAGCAGCUAUGGAAGCAUAUCGUCUGUACAGCUGUGAGCUGCUGUGUAGUAUCUUCUGUAGUAUCUUCUUUUUUUUGUCCAAAACUGUUGUAGUGUUGCUAAUGUAGCUCAUGGUAUUGUUUAUAAUAAUGACAAUAUCUCUUAUUAUUGUGGAGGUAAACAAAGGGGUGAUGAUGAUGAUCCUCAGGGGAAAGUCUAUGUGUGUAAUGUGCCAAAUUCUGAAGACUGAAGUUAAAGGGUAGAUUCACAUUUUUAGCCCAGCUCCAGUAAUAUUGGUCUGGCAGUUUGUCUGCCACUUCCAGACUGAAAUAUCUCAACAACCUUUAGAUGGAUUGACAUUGGAUUUGGUACAGAUUUUCACGGUGACCAGAGGAUGAUUUUAGUGAUCCUGUGACUUUUCCUCUUGUGCCACCAUGAGCUUGACAUUUGUGGUUUUGAAUGAAAUGUCUCAAGAACCACUGGAUGGACUGCCAUAAAAAUUGGUUUAGACAUUCAUGACUUGUACAUAAUAACUCAUCUAGUGCCAUCAUCGUGUCAAAACUUUAAUUUCUCCAGAGCUUGGGUUAAUGACCAAAUAUCUGCACAAUUAAUGACAUUCCCAUCAAAUGUACCUUGUAUUCACUGCUAAAUAGUGAAUGUUAAAACAUGCUAACAUGCAAAACUAAGAUGAUGAACAUUUUAUCUACUAAACAUUAGCAUGUUAGCAUUGUCACUGUGAAAAUGUUGGCAGGCAAACAUAAGUAUUUAGUCAUGUUUUAAUUAUGUCUCAAAACAACACCCCCAUGCUAUAUGUACAUUGGAAGAUUACAGGAAGCAACAUUCACAUAAAUAAUAACUCUUUCAGUGACUCUUAAUAAAGAUAUGAGCUUGUGAAUGUUGCAUUCAAAAAUUUGAACCUAUCCUUUAAGACUGAUGUGACAAGAAGCACUGUGUACCAUAUUGUGAGGCGUUAUGUAACUUGUUCUUUCAGGAAGGACUUAUUUGAUUAAUGAAGGGAACCAAGGGAGUGAAGAUUAUGUUAUGGUAUCAAAUAUAUUCUCGUGAAAAGAUGUGUAUUUAGAUACAAGUACACUAUCACAGAACAGAUUAAACUUUGGGUCCUUGAACCUCUAUCAUACUGACUAUCAAGAUAACCGCUGUGCCAAAACAUGUCUUUGGAAAAAAAGCAGAGAUGUAAAACGUGUGGUCCAACUGAUGAUGUAUAGUCCAUGUCAGUAUGUAAAUUCUCACAUGCCAUAUAUUUAUCUUGUACUGUAUUUUAGAGUGCAGCAAGUCUAUUCAAACGUGUAGAGUCACCAGUAAGCCCAGAGAGUAUAUGUAUGUUAUACUGUUAGAAGUGAGAAGUUAUUCGUAUUGCAAUAUGAUGUCUUCCUAAGAAUAUAAAAGAUGAUGUAUAGUCUUGGUACCAGCCUGUUUGAGUUGUUUUGAGUUGAGUUUUGCCUCAGGAGGACUAAAACUGCAUUGAUGUUUAAUGCUGCAUGAUGUGAGUGUAAACAAAGCAUCUACCAGAUGAUAGAAAGUGAAAUCCCUGAUCAACAAAGUCCCUCAGUUGUGCUGCUGAGAGAGAGGAAUUUAUCUUAUCUUGAUGCUAUUUAUGUGUUUACAUCAGAUUAUUUACAUAUUAACUGAAAUGGAUUCAUGUGUUGUUUUUUCACAAAGCUGAUUAUUAUUCAAAGCAUGGGAAGAAGAGUUUCCAGGGGGUGAAUAAACUGUCUGAUGAAGUUGA
Lates calcarifer (barramundi perch) is the source of this 5101-nucleotide messenger RNA. RefSeq names its product golgin A7 family, member Bb (gene golga7bb). The coding region runs from base 113 to 592 and encodes 159 amino acids. The transcript has 5 exons. Gene Ontology annotation, cellular component: palmitoyltransferase complex. Gene Ontology annotation, biological process: peptidyl-L-cysteine S-palmitoylation; protein targeting to membrane. The record is from RefSeq and is a predicted model, not a curated record. Lineage: Eukaryota; Metazoa; Chordata; Actinopteri; Centropomidae.